This is a messenger RNA of Striga asiatica, 1008 nucleotides long. NCBI's taxonomy places the organism in Eukaryota, Viridiplantae, Streptophyta, Magnoliopsida, Lamiales, Orobanchaceae. The record is from the annotation of a GenBank genome assembly.
AAAGAACACAGCUGAAUGUUGGAUUAUAUAUUCGUCUUUCCCAGUUAAAUUUCAUUAUUCUCUGUGUUUAGAAGGAACUUUUUUGCUAACAGCCCAUCUUUUUUUUCCCGUUUUCCGGCCAGCACAAUCAUCGUCUCCGAUGAUAUAAUGGCGGAAAACUCCCCAAUCAGCUCCGACGAAACCCCAUACCCAGCUAAUUGUCCAAUCCCGUUCGACCUUUUUGUGUCCAAGAAAUAUGAGGGACUUGGGCCGCUGGGUAAUCUCAGAUUUACUGACUCAGUGGGUAAUUUGGUAUACUCUGUUCAGAAAUUGACCCGAAAGUCAGCUGGUAACGACGAUGGCCACUGCGUGAAGUUACUCUUGGAUUCAUCCGGCAAUACCCUUUUCUCAAUCAACCGAGUUAGCCUGUGCGUGUUUGUGUUUAUGAUUAUGGACGAAUAUGUUUCCAGACUGAACAUGUUGAUUUUCCCCCGUGCAUCUUUAGGCAACUUCCCCGGUGUUCUGUCUGAAUAUGAACUUCAGUUUGACAAGAAACAAUUGCAUAAUAAAAGAUCAUGGCAGGCCUUUAAGGGAAACUGCAAGGACAAGGAUUUGAUUUUCCGUGUGAACAAGACCGUAGAUAAGUACACAAGAACUGAAUUUAAAAUAUUAAUUGCUGGUGAAUAUAACAAUGACUCAAAGACCGAGUUACACAUGAAAGGGAGCCCUUUCAAGAGAGCAUGUACCAUUUAUAAAGACGAUUCAAUUGUAGCUGAGCUGAAUGUUGCUUUGAGCAUCGACCCCACAAUCCAACCUCCAAAACGCCAUCCUCCGCCGGUGAGAGUAGCGAAAGCGACAUUAUUUCCUUAUCUGACUUCGACCGUUUCUGUUCGAGAACUGGGGAAUAUUAUGAUUCUCCUCAGAGGCGGCGUUUCUGUUCGAGCUGUGUGGAUCAUCGAUUUCCUGCUGCCGCAGAACCUCCGUGGCUCAACCACGCUCUUCAUAGCCGCCGGCUCCGAGAUCGAUUUU